AAAAUCGUUAAGAUCCUAAAUCUCUGAGGUCUUUCCUCCAUGUCCGAAAUGGCAAUCAAAAACGAUCCAUCGACAACUGAGUGAAACAAAAAAUAUUGAUCUUGGAAUUGCCACUUCCAUUGAAUUGGAAUAUCUCGUUCAUGUUCAUGAAAUCCACCAAAUUUGAAUUGCAACAACUACUGACAGAGAUUGAGAUCCUUUAUGGUUCUCGAGAAUGCUGAAUGUAGCCUGAUUGUUGAUCUGGUCCGAAUGAGAAUGCCUCUGUUCAGAUGAGAAAUGAGACAACAUUUCAACACUUUUAUCAAACUUUCCACAGGAGUGGUUUUAUUUCCGUUAUUCAAUCUGUCUUAGACCGUCUGUAUUUUUGCGCCUGAUCAUAUUGGAGAGCUAUCUAUUGGGCUGAAAUUUUGUCUUGCCCGGUAUUGACUAGUAUUCAUCUAGUAGUAUAUUCGUAAUUCGUAUUCCUUAGAUAUGCUCAUCGCUCUUCUUGUUUGAAAAAACGUUCUUCUUCCAUCCCUAGGAUGUACUAGAUUAUAUACAUAAUCUAUUGUUUCUUCCCAUGUAUAGUGCUUACCCUCGCUAAGAUAUAACAAGAGUCAACGUCAUCAAGGAUAGUAGUUAUAUGUUGUAGUUGUCCCACAACCGGGUCUUACUUGGCAUGCAUUUUUGUCUUGCUUUUUGGGCCGUCCUAUGUGCUUCCCUCAUAUUCCUCCUGCCAAAAGAUUUGCCUUCUCCUUGUCAGCAUCUAUGCUCCACGAUGUUGACCAAACAAACUUGAAACUCUAUGCUAUCGUCCCAUUCACACAAGUGUUACUACCUUUACUUAUCCGAGGGCCUCCCAAUCGUUUUAUGUUAUCAUCUAUCUAAGUCUUCCACCUUCAGCUUACUCAUGCUUCUCAUUCUUGUAUAUUUAUAGGAAGCAUGAUGAUGAUGUACUAUAGUCAUGCCUAGUUACAGUUCGUCCUAGUCCUGGCCCUGCCUUAUCAACCUGGACAUGCAGAUUUAAUUUGAUAGCUACACCUGCUAUUCUCAGGACACCGACCAACACUACUGAUUAUAGUACAGGAGAUUUCUUCUUUUUCCCAUUCCCACCACGUCCCCACCUGCGAGCUCACUACCUCCUCGUUUCUUUUCACAUUUGCAGAUUAUAGUACGUUCUCUUAUCAAUCGAUCUCCUUUGAAUGAUCAUUGAUGGAGGUGGACCGUAUAAAUAGAUUUCUUUGAGUUUCAUGAUCUGAGUCAGUCUAAUUUGCUGAACUGAAGAUCAUAUCGAAUAAGAACGGGCGAGUUUGGCUUUCAGACGACAUAAAAAUGACAAAAAUGACUUCGAUCAACGACAAACGUUUCCACCAAAAAGAGUGUCGCUUGGCGGCUUGUUGUCCAGCGACCCCGUCCGCUUCCUCUUCGGCUCCGCGACGCAGAAGCACGCCACUGCUGCUCUCCGCAGCGCUUGUUGCUCUGGGUGCCGAGCCAGCAAGUGCCCAUACCUACAGCCAGAGACUCAUGUCCGCAGCUUGCAACUGGACGGGUUUCGGCUGCAGCGAGGCUGAGACCAAGCAGAAGCAGCUCAAAGAGUUGCGGGCAUUGCUUGGGAUGGAGGAAGACGGCGAUGACUCGCUAGAAGACGGGUUGGCGCACCUUUCCGCGGAGGACGUCUCCAACCUUCUGACCAAUGUGAAGAGGCAGCAAGCCUCUGCCGCAUUCAACGCAGAUUUGAGUGACGAAGAUCAGGAAGGUAGAGGAGUGCUAGCCGGAUUGAUGUCUUCGUUGCUGCAGAAAAAGACCGAACGGUUUGAGGUUUUCGGUAACGGCGACGUGCUCCAGCAUUCAGGCGAGGAAGAUGUUCAGGUCGUCCAUGCCAGUGGCCCUUUUGGCGGUGGUGGCAUGAUGCUGGGCGAGCCGGAAUUCGCGCAGUCACCUGACGGUGACAUUCGUAUGCGGUUUCGUAUCGCUUUCGAAGGGGAGCCAUCUCGCCGCAGCCGCUUGCGGGGGGGAGGUCCAGGCGAAGGACCCAUUGAUCCUCUCCGUGACAUGGACCCGGGUCUGAGCGAAAUUCUGCGUGCUCUCUCAAGCGUGCACGAAAAGCACGACGACGACGACACUGAUGUGCUGCAGGACGCGAUGGCGAGCAUCAUUUCCGGUGACGAGGGUCCACUCGCUGUGCGCCGCCUUCGCUCUGGCUUGCCCGUUUUACCAGCGCCACCUUCCAAGCAGGAUGUUGGCAUGCUCGCACUUCCCGGCGGGUUCAACCCUUCUGCCAUGUUCGGCAGCAUGUUCGGAGCAAGCGAUGAGGUGGAGGAGCUGCAGCAAGCAGCUGUUUUCACUUCCACCUCGCAAGAUGGUGGCGAGCUGCGUCGUGUCGUGCACGUGGUGAAGCUGGGCUCUCCAGAGGAUGCGCUGAACGCAUUUUUUCCUCGCAAUCUCUUACAGAACUUGAUCGAGGAACAGGAUAUUUUGAAACACAUCAUGGCCGACAUCUCCGCGAAGUACGUCCAGGAGCCGCCAACCGAGUUCAAAGACCCGGUCACCGACGCCUUGCUGGACGAGCCGGCGUACAUCUACUGGCCAUCGUCCACGGAGCUCUGGAAGAAACGCGCGUUCGAAAUGGUGAACAUCAAAAACUGGUUCAACAAAGUGGGCACGGUGACGAAUCCUGCGAACGACGAGGCCAUGGGCUACCCGGGACCCUACCAGGUGGUGGCCGCCACGGAACUGAAGGAGAAAAUCACCAAGUGGAAGGCGGAAAAUGCGCGCGAUAAGCCAGAGAAAACAGGAGACAACACGGAAGAUUCAUCGGUGCUGACCGAUACAACUUCCUCUACUGCGUCGAAGGGCGAGGAGGAGGCUCACUUCGAGAGCGCGAUGAAAGACGCUGGCAGCUCCUCGCUGGAGGGCCAGCUGAAAGAAGUUGCAGACUUGCGCUGUCCGCUGACACAGACUCGCGUUGCCGAGAUGAAGAACGCCGUGACGCGAGAUGGCAUCACGUUCUUCGAGGCAGCAGCACUGGAGGCGCGUUUGGAGAAGGAGCUCCGCGAUCCGAUCGAUCACAAAGUGGUCGUCGUGCGCUCUGAGUAUAUCUCUACGAACGAACUUGCUGGCGAGUUUGCCGCGAAAGUGGUGUUGCCGGCUGCUCCCAUGAAGAAAACGAGGAGCUCCCAGGUCAGCAAGGCAAACGAAGAUCCAUCGUGGGCGCAGGAGCAACACGAUGCUCAUGACAAAGCGCAGCAAUUGCGUUCGCCUAUCGCCGCAGCCCGCGCCCUCCGUAUUGCCGGCCAACGCUUUUCGACCAAGAGCCUGAGCUUCAACGCGUUCAAGAGCCGCGCGGUUCGUAUCUUCACCAACGGUGGCGUUCAGAAUUGGGAACCGACCAAGGCCACCUCGAAACGCGUCCUGGUACUCUGCGCGGAACAGGAUGAGGGAGCCGAAGAAAAACUUCGCGAGCAAUUCCUCAGAAAAGGUUUCAACGAAGUCGAUGUCAAAAACUUCAAGACCCCAUCCGAAUUCAUCGAUCACAAGGAUUUCCAUGCGGAAGGAUAUGUAAUACUUACUUAAAGUUGUAUUAUCUUAAUCUUUAGUAUAUAAAUAAUAUAUAUUCGAAUUGAGGCAUUAAUUUGUAUUCGAAUCCAUGAGUUCACGUUUAGCGAACCUACGGAGCACGUUCGUUGCUCGUUUUUUCGCAUUUCAAAUGAUAACCACAGUCUACCUCCUACAACUACAUCCCUGGAACUAUAUUUUCAACUAGAACCUGCGACUACGACUUUCAUACCUAGUACCGCAAUAUUCGCUUCUUUCAGGAUGCAAUGUACGACCUUGGCGUAUUGCCCAUGUCUCACCGGGAAAGCAAGGAGAAAAUUUCAGGCUUUUGGGGCCAGAUUCGCAGCUUGUUUAUGCGCAGCGACAAACCGGAUGCUGAAUUCGUUACCCACAGCCAGAUUCUUGCGGAGGUACAAAACUUAGCUUAUCAGGCUCAUGAGCAAGGCUGUCUUACUAUUUUUGGACAAAGAUCUUCAUCAAGCAACUUUUCCGUUAAGAUAAUACAGAUAACAUCAACAUAAAAAAGAGGAAAAGCAUCAUCAUCGCAAGCGAAAAAGCAGACAAAAACAGAAGAGCUGACUACAACACCAACACGAUGUAUAAAUUCAAAGACCACAAAAAAUGAAUUGAAAAAGAAAUUGAACAACAACAAGGAUAAGGAAGAAAUAGAUAAACGUGCACUCAUAAUUAAAGAAGCUAGACCCCGCGAAUGGGUACAUCAAUCAAUCAACAACAAAUUACAGGAUGUCUCGGCUGCUUACGACGCGACCUGUUCUGCGAAUGAGGAGUGCCACCUGAAGAUUCACUCAGACACUCCGAUUGGUCGCGAUGGCAGUGUGUAUCAGACCCGAUGGCGUCGCGCCAGAGCGAAUGAACGGGAGUUGUAAAACUACUCGAUUGUGAAAAAAGAUGUAGGUGAUGGUAGUCACAAUCUCAAUUACUCCUGCUCGUGGACCUGGUCGCCGCGGUUGGACUGUGGCCGCCAAAGAAUUUAGGACGAAUGUGGAGGAAGUGAGGUGGGCUAAAAAAGUUGAGCCACUGCAGCUAAUUACCUACAAAGGAGGGACGUUGAUGCCUUUUCGAUCUACUUUUUAGUAGGUAAAAAAAGCUAAAGAGACAAACUACAUUGUACAGCUUGCAGAAGUAUGGAAUCUCGAACCACGAGGAGAACAUCAGCUCGCAGAUGAAGCGUGGUCGCAUGAACCGACGUGCUUGUCCACAGAAAGCAUACAACAAUUUCCUGUUGCUCUUUUGCGCGGAACAGGGAGAGGGAUUGGAGUAUUAUACACAGAACGGACGCUCAUCGCGAACAAAACGAAGCUGUGAUUGAAAAUUAAAAAAUAGUGAUACUUUUUUCCUAUGCCAAUUACAUUUCCCCUUUUCAUACGCUAAAACGCGAACAGGAUAUUCGAGCAGCACCCUAUUAUGAAUUCCUCGUGGUUACUAAUCUCACACUUAUUCCUAUUUAAUGAUUACUCUCCACUAAAUCUAAAACUCUUUCAUGGAUAAUUACUGAUCUAUUUACUUCAAUUUUCUUCUUGAAAAGCCUUAACCUUUUAUUUACUUAACGAUUCGCAUUCGCUUUACAUCGCAAAAACAAAAAAUAGUAGGAUAAUUUCGAUCGACAACAAAUUUUGAAAAUGAUUUUUGGAAGAUAGAUCAUGCAUGGGGAUAAAGACCAGCUGGAGUGAAGGACUGUGCUGGUGUCGGUGGUACAUUGCCAUGAUCCCAAGGAAAAACGUAAAUCUUCCAACAAAAAAUCGAUGUGGCAUACUGCUGACAAUAUUGAUCUUAGAAAACGGAGUAUUUAAUGAAGAACAAGAAUUGACGAUUCAAAGACACAUGUGUACAAGCACGCACUUAUUAGGGGUGCGUCCAUGCUAAUGUGCAUGUAAAACGGGGGCUACUGGGGGACGGCAUGGUCGGGAAUGUCGCACGACAACCACAACAGCCGCCAAGAAUGAUAUGACUCGAUUGAAUUUAUAUUAUAGGCACACAGGAGGAGCUUUGUGUUUGUCAUUGCCUUUGACUGUUGCCUCCAUGUUUCGUGUUGCAUACAAUGUCUCAACACUUAGACUCAGACAACACAGCUAAAUAGUAUAUUGAACAGCAACCUAGAACAAGAUAUGGACAAUACCAUUUUGAUUCUCAGAAUGUUGCAGUUCUUAUCUACUACUGUGAUUUGUGAUUCUGAUUGACGAUCACCGACCACAAGAUUCUAGAGCAUGCGAUAUCAAGAAAAGUCCUCUCGGAUCGUCUAUUCUACGAGCAUUGUUUCUCUUGUUGCUUUGGGUUUUCUCGUUUGUUUGAGUUCGUUCGUGGUACGCUGAAGUACGUAAGUAUUUCCUUUCAAGUAAAAUGAUCACAGUCUUCAUUUCUUCACCACCUACAUAAUGUUAGCGAUUGAGAAGCACUAUGACUAUCUUCCUCUUUAUUGUACUUCCGUUUCCGAUAUCCACACCUUGGCUCCUCUAUCCAAGUACGGCGAGGCGGUCUUUCCAAAGUGUUAGGCGGCCUCGAAUACGUACAGAGUGGUCUACGCGACAACACUGGGAUUUGGUAGAAAGAAUUUGGAGGAAGAUCAAGAUCAACAAGCAUUCGAGAAUGGAAGCCAACAUGACCACGGCAAUGCACAUUCAUUCAUGUAAUGUUAAUGUGCAUUAAUGAUGCAACACCAACACACGAAGACACUACAUCAAGACAGCAUAUCAUAUGAGGGGCGUCUUUUAUGAUAUGGAGACUUAGUACAUUUGAUUAUUAAACACCACUGAAUCAUCUAGAUUGUUUGGAUGAAAAGCAUUUUAGAAGC
Molecule: messenger RNA, 6343 nt
Organism: Amoebophrya sp. A25
Lineage: Eukaryota; Dinophyceae; Syndiniales; Amoebophryaceae
Source: the annotation of a GenBank genome assembly